GCGGCCCCUCCUCCCGGUCCCGGGGGUUGGUGGCUCGGCCUCGCCCCCCGGGACCGGCGGCUCAGCCCCUCCGGCCUCCGUCCGCGCCAAAAAAGGCCCGGGCGGCGAUAGCUCCCCGCUCGGGUCGUCCCGGGCCGUCGGCCGGGAGGGGAUCCCAGCCCCCCAGCAGGCAGCCUCCUCCCACGCCUGGCUUCUCACUUCCGCCCGCAGGACCCCCGCCGCCCGGCUCCGGCUUUCGCGGAGGGUAGGAGGUGGCAGGCCUCGGCGGCGGGCCUCGGGAAGGCGCGUCCCCGCGGCCGCCCCCGCGCGCCGGGCGCCGAGACCCUGCCGCCCGCCGGAUCUGCGGCUAUGCUCCGGGCGCGCGGGAGGCGGGAUGAAGCCGGUUGCCUUUUCUUCCAAGGCGCCUUACCAGCGGGAAGGGAUAAGGAAAAGAAACGGGCGUGGGAGGAAAGGGAUGAAAUAAGUCGGGGUCCGGGAGUCAAAAAGACAUCACAUCGGGGAUCGCCAGUCCUGUCGAGUCCGGCAUCGUGUCCCGGGGGGGCCGAGGCACACGGGCCGUCUCUGAGCGUGUAGGUGGCACCUCGAGCUGAUUCUUCGGAAUGGUCAUCGCGUAGGAGCCAUCUUGCAGGAAGAAGGGCCAGCCAGAUGGUAGCAGGUUCUGCAGGUCUCGGCGCACGGGGAAACCUUUCUUCCCUCUUUCCUCCGAACAGAUGAAACAGUCAGAUUGCUUGCAGAAAGAAUAAAAGCAGAGGAAAGAAUCUACGUCUUCCAAAGGCUAAAGGACAGGGUAUUGAAAUGGCCUGGAAAGUGUUCAGCAUUAACAGCAGCAAGUCAAAUGUUCACCUGGGGUGCAACUGGGAAGAAACAAAAGAAAAAUCGACGUGCAGUCAAAGAGCCGCUUCAUUUUUCUAGAAAGUGACCCUUCACAGAGUUCCAAGGGAGCCUUCUCCCUUAGCAACAGUCCUGAAGUUCCAGAAACCAUUCUAAACCCUGAUGGUCAGCUUCAGCGUCUGUCUGGUCAUCAGACUUAUUGCCGAGUCUUCAUCCCAGGGAAAUGCAUGUGGUGGUCGUGGCAGCAGACGUGAUUUUGCUCUUAAGCAUGGGGUGGACCUCAGACUCUCUCUGCUCACCCACUGUGUUUUACAGAGACUGCUGGAUCCGACGCUUCCCAGGUCUCCUAAUUGACCUGGAGGAGUCUCAGAAGCUGGGGGCCCAGUUCUUGAAGUAUUAUUCCGAAAGCACUGGUCAGAAGUGCAGUCGGAGCUGCUGUCUUAGGAAGGAUGUUUUCUGUAACUUGGCUGUCUUCUUCCAUGACCCUAUUCAUGGCGAUGUCAACUGCCUCCAUAUUCACUGCCCAACCCUGGAGAGCUGCAUAUUGGAGCCCGGAACCAGCGCCAUUUUAUACAACAUAACAGACGGUGUAGAUCCAGAUUUGCUGGUUUUUGAACAAUCACUGCCCACAUAUCUAAACACCCGUUAUUCAUCUAACAUACGGGAGAGACUAAGGAUUCUAAAAGCUAUGUAUUUAGAUAAACAACAAACGACCAUGAUAAACCAAAUGCUACCAUCAGUAGAGGCUCCAUCUUCAACCACAUAUCAAGAUUUGUUUGCAACCACAAAUACUACUAGGUAUUCCAAGGAAUUAACCACAGACUCUUGGGCAAGAUUCAUUUCUCUGAAUGACUCCAUUACCACAAACGUAAAUAUGGUGUCAGCCAGUACCAAGUUCAUCAGCAAUCCAGAUAACAAGACUAUUUCUCCUUUCUUUGUGCCGACAGACACAAAACUUUCUCAUGUGCCUUUUCCAUCCCAACUCAACAGUAGCAAACAAGUACUGAACAAAACCAAAGGGUACAACAGCAGAAACCGUACAUCUGAGAAUGAAGACACAACACCUGAUGGGGCACCUGUGACUUCCAAGACGUGGUUGGUUCCUGUGGUCCUCUGCACCUCUGUCACCUUCCUCUGCUGUUGUGUAGUCAUCCUGGCAUCUGGAUGCUGUCGAAAGCACCAGGGCCAGUAUAAACUAGGACAGAGAAAGUCAGGAUCCAAGCAAAUUAAAAAAUGUACCAUUCUGAAGGAGCGCUCUUAAUGGUAAAAGAUGUGAGCAUUGUAAGCUUUUAAGAGUAUCAUUUGUAGUUUUCUGUAAGACGAGGGCAGUUUGGUUAAAAAAAAUAAAAAGCACAGAUACCCAUUCUUACCAAUCUCUAAAGAAUGCCAAUGUUUGAUAAACAUAAUUGUCUUUUUGAUUAUUUCCAUUUUUUGAAUAGUGUACCUUUUGCUGAAGUUCGAAAAUUCUAAUCUCUGCAGUUAUUCAGCACCAUGUAAGAGAUAGUUUUAAGUGCUGUACAUGUCUUAACUUGUUGAUUCCUUGAACUCUGUGAGAUAAGUAUACUACUGUUAACUAUUACACUGUUCUUAUCACAUUUUACAGAUGAGGAAACUGAGGAAAGAGAGGCUAAGUAUCUUGCCUAAAGUCACAUAGCUAGUAUGUAGCAAAGCCUGACUUAAUAGGCAACAUGGUUCAAAAGUCCAUGCUCAAAAUCACUGUUGGACUACAAGCCUCCAUUUUCUCAAUGAGUAUGGAAAAAAGAUACAGGGAGGAAAACACCAUAACAUCAUAUUUGGUUCCUGUCAAGGUCAUAUUAUUGUCACAUAUUUUAAUGAAAUCUUUUAGUGGCUUGAGCAGAAAAGCACUAUAAACGAUUACAGUUACUAACCCAUGAGCAAAAGUUUCCUGAUUUUUAUAUAAUUUUUUAUGUUCAAUUGAUUAAUCUUUCUCAGUCUUAAUUGAUCAGCUUCUUAAAAACUGACAUGCCUCUCAAUAAUUAUGGCACUAAGAUCUUUGAGUUUUCUGUUGACUUCUGUUGAAUAAAUCUUGGGAGUUUUUUAGUUUAUGUCCCUCAGUUGUAUAAGUUGUUUUCCCAGGUGCAAAUAUUAGCUCUAGGUAUUUCAAGCUCUGUUCACUUACACCAGAUUCACCCCUAAAUCUUAUACUCUGACUCUUAAGUGUAGAAAACUGUAAUUCAAGUCUCUAAUGAUCUUAAACUUUAGGCCCUUAAUCUCAUCUCUGAAAAUAUUUUUUAAUGUGAGGACAUUGAAAGACAGCCAUUCAAGCAUAAUGAAUAAAGAGGAAAUCCUAUUAUAAGAUUAAUAAAAUAGCACUC
Lagenorhynchus albirostris (white-beaked dolphin) is the source of this 3167-nucleotide messenger RNA. RefSeq names its product MANSC domain containing 4 (gene MANSC4). NCBI's taxonomy places the organism in Eukaryota, Metazoa, Chordata, Mammalia, Artiodactyla, Delphinidae. The coding region runs from base 1055 to 2092 and encodes 345 amino acids. The transcript has 5 exons. The record is from RefSeq and is a predicted model, not a curated record.